Schistosoma haematobium is the source of this 8584-nucleotide messenger RNA. RefSeq names its product Ankyrin repeat and SOCS box protein 9 (gene ASB9). The record is from RefSeq and is a predicted model, not a curated record. The transcript is spliced from 4 exons. NCBI's taxonomy places the organism in Eukaryota, Metazoa, Platyhelminthes, Trematoda, Strigeidida, Schistosomatidae. Gene Ontology annotation, molecular function: protein binding. Gene Ontology annotation, biological process: intracellular signal transduction. The coding region runs from base 1797 to 2477 and encodes 226 amino acids.
GUCGUAUCUUUCUGUUCCCUCCAUCACUAAUAAUCUUCGAGGACGUAUGAAGAAUGUUCCGAAACCGCUAUCUAAUAAACUUGGUGUGGGGUUCCGUUAUUCUCAUUGAGUGGUCGAUGACUGGGACGCCUUACCCGAAGAACUAUUAUCAGCCCAAUCAGCGAACAUCUUCAAGAAGAAACUGGACCUUCACUGGAAAAAAAACUGUGAGAAAACAAAUCCACCAACCUGCUAUCCCUGUUAUUGAAGAGUGAAGACUUGAAACAUCUGUUUGAUAGGCGGAAAGCUUAAUGUGUCUGCUACCGAGGGUUAGUGAAGUGCAAGACGAGUUCUUCGUUGUUUGGACGUUGUUAACUAUCCAAAAGUGUUCUUUUCUGACUUUUAUUUUGUAGCAAGUUGAAUUGUCUAUUUCAGUUUUAUAUUACAAUAUUGUCUAAAUCGGAGACUUGUGUUAAUGUUGGAUUUGUCGAUUCCUUUCCUUGAUAAAGUGCAUUUUGUUGGCUUGCCGGCUUGUCGACUGACCUUUUCUUGUGUUCUUCUCUUCUCCUGUCUUCACUCACACUACUCUUCAUGCUUUUCUAGCACACAAAGCACCUUUUGGCUAGACGCAAAUCGUCACAUAUGUGGAACUAAUAUUAGUCCCACAAAGUUCCUUUUUAUUUUCUGUUUUAUAUGCUUGAACACCCAAAAUUUGUCAAAGUCAGUUUAGUGGGCAAAAAAUCCAGGCUGAAAUAGUCGCCACAAAUUAUUUGCAAGGACUCUGUUGACAUUGCGUGAUUUCGUGUGAUUUAUGUCUGCGCUUGCGAAGAAAAUCGAUUUAUACCAGUUACGUUAAUAACCUACCCUACAUUACCAUCAUUUCGAAGCUAUAUGAUAAUUCUUCACAAGCUUAUUCAAUUAAGGUUAUCACGUAAAACGGUGUAGUAUCAAUUCUUAAAGUCAUGUAAAUUAGAGUAAUCGUUGAUUUUUGAAGCAAAUAUCCACAUGGAAAUGCUUCCGAAAUUUACCUUGAAGUCUACCCCGACGUAUAGUGGUUAUAGAUGCAUUGGAAAAGAGUAUUCAUGUAUGUUGCAAGUCUGCUGCCCUACUAUGUAGCAUGUAAAGUUACUUGGUAAUGCAAGAAUGAGUAUUAAUUAUAAAACCCUGAUUUUAUUUUUAAUUUCAAUAUAUUUGUUUCAAACCAGAUGCAGAGUAGUUUAACAGGUACGAAUCUUUUUGUAGUUAUGAUUUAAUGCUUUAGAGCACUUAACUUCAAACUAAUCUCACUGCAACUGCAAUACUUUAUAGACCCAACUGUAGCUGCUACGAUUAGUUGGGCUUGCCCAUCAGGAUGAUUCGGCUGGUUUAUACUGACUGGAAUGCAUGUUACUUUAGGUCUUACCUUAUGAAGCUCUUUUGCAAUUGCGUUUGGUUUUAACUGCAUUCAUUCAUCUUGAGGUGAUUGCAAAUUACUAUCAUCUUACUAACCUUAGGCCAUACUUCCUUUUACUGAUCAUUCAAAUCUGACUAAUCUGUUAACUAAAACUCAGUUUAUAUUGUAACAAAGAAGCUGAUCGUUAUUUGCUUGUCCGCAACUCUUGGACACAUCUCAUCAUAAGUUGGUUUAACAUAGCUUCACUUUUGACACUUAUGAUAUUCACAUCCUUGUAAAUGUAAAUUUUUCCUUUUACUUUUCCGCAGGCCAAUUUUUGUUUAAUAUACUUUUGUCCUGAAGGACUCAUGAAAUCUGUUUUCACACAGCCCUCAUACUUAAUCCAUUUACAUUUAAUGUCUUAUGUAGGAUUAAAAAUAAGCAAAUGAUUGAUGCAAUCAGAAUCCUUAAGUCAGGUGACAGUGAUGACCUCCAAAACCUUUUGCAAACAUUCAAUAUACAUUCUCGUGAUGCAGACAAUAAUACGUUGCUUCACCAUGCCUGUUUAUUAGGAAAUGUUAAAGCUGUACGUCUUCUGUUAGAUAGUGGCGUUCAUGCAAAUGCCUCCAAUAUUGAUGGACAGACUCCAAUUUGCGAUGCAGCUCUAAGCGGAUCAGCUGAGAUAAUUUCUCUUUUAUUAAGAAGUAAAGUUGAUGUUAAUCCACCAUCUUAUUGGGGUUCUCCGUUAAUCUAUGCCACACAGAAUGAAUCUAUAAAUGCAAUGAAAGUUUUAAUAGAUGCUGGUGCAAGUUUAAAUUCUCCUGAACGCAAUGGCCUUUGUCCACUACAUAUAGCUAUCCAAAGGAGAUUUUAUGCUGGCGUUUACCUUCUACUUUCUAAAGGUGCAGACCCGAAUUGUGGAGUACGAUUGACAACUCCCUUGCAUAUGGCAGCGAAAUUGAAUGACGUUGACAUAACAUAUUUACUGUUAGAAUUUGGUGCAUCUCCGACUUCUCUAGAUAAAGAGAACCGUACUCCAAUUGAUUAUGUGCCAAAUACGAGUCCAGUUUAUCAGUUAUUGAAAUCUGUACAAAGUCGAGAUUUUUGUACCGAGAAGGAAAGCUAAACGUUUUUAAAUAAUCAUAUUUAAUCUUCACGACCUGUUGCAUGGCGAACGAUUUUUCGACCCACAGUAUUCGGAUGACAUUAUCUUACUGUGCAAUGAUACCAUAGCAAUGCAAUUCGCACUUAAUCAGCUGGCAGUCAGUGUCCGUAGGUAUGGCAUGUGCUUUGCACUUUCUAAGUGCGAAGUACUUUUACAAAUCUGGCAGGACUUUGGACCUUCACUCACUCGUGGUAGUAAGCAGAUAUAAGUGAUCGGGAAGUUCGUGUAUCUGGGUAGCUGUGUAAGUGUUGGUGGUGGCGUGAGCAAUGUGAUCGAUUCACGUAUAGUGAAAGCCAGAGCGGCUUAUACGAAUGUGGACCACCUUUGGCGGUGGGUCUACAACGCGUCGGUGAGAGCAGUUUUUCCCUAUGCUUAUAAAAUCUGGCUUUUCCGAGUUGAGGAUUUUAAGCGACUCUCUGUUUAGUCAUCAUUGUCUGCAAUGGAUUGCUGGCAUUUAGUGGUAAUACCGUAUUAGAAAUGCACAGUUUCGGCAUCGUGUGUUCUGUCACAGCGAUGAUAAUUCAACUAGUAUUGCAAUCUUGAAGCAGCAACUUCGCUAGCUUGGACAUGUGCUACGAAUAUCGUUUCAGCGACUUCCAUAUCGUACAUUAUUUACCGAUGCUGCGACUGCUUGGGAAAAGCGGAGAGGUGGCCAGUACAUGACAUAGUGUCGUAGUACGUAAGCAACUUGACAGGACUGGGUUGCGUUGGGCCUUCACAACUCUCUGGUUGUGGUCUUAGUUAGAGAUGAUGCAACACAUUGACCAGUGGCAAUCCUGCUGUAAUUUUUCUUUACGUUCUUCAUAACAGUGAGAUCGGAUUAUAUUUUUCUUAAAUGAAUUGCUUUCCCCAUUAUGACUACUAUUAUUUUACUCUUAUAAAUGAAUUCCUAUUCAUUGUUUUUUUACUGUACUUACUUUCCUUUCUCUAUCUCUUCAGUCUCACUUUUAUUGUGUGGCACAUACGUGUUUUGACUCCCCCUUGUAUCAAUGUUUAUUUGUUCAAAUAAAUAAGUAUUGAUCGGCAUUUACAACAGUGCUUGGGUUACAGAUUCGGAUGUUUCCCAUGGGUUUUGAUUUCAGGAAAUGGGGAGUAUCACCAAACCUCCUCACACAUUAAAAAUGUGAUUCAAGGUCGACUAAAUGAGUCUGUACUUUGUUACUAAGUUACAUUAAUCUUUAUCAAUUCAGUCAGCUAUAUGCAACCUGUCAUAUGUGCACCAGUUCAAUUUGUCACUUCAAAUUAGCACAGUAAGAUUGAUGAAGCAUCAGCAAGUUUCGUUUCUAAUUUCAUAAGUACCCAUACUUUCUCCAAAACUUAAAUUAUUUCUUAAUGUCGUGUUCCAAGGUAUUGUUUGCUAAUGAUUGCUAAAGCUGUACUUGUACUUCAGUCUAACGUGAUCCAAUUUCACUACAGUGGUGUUCCAAAAUUUACACUUAUGGCUAAUCACUAAGUCGAAUGAGUUGACAUAUCAAAAGGAGAUUUCUUGAAAUAGAGGAGGGUUAACAGUGCUGACCAACAAGCAAUAACUUUUGAAGCAUUAUAUUAGGUUGCUUAGUAACUUUAUAGAAAAGUGGUGUUCUCCGUAAAACACAAUCUUAAUUCACAGAAUUAUCGAUUGUUUCUUAGCUGUAUUAAAAUGUGAAGACUUCUUACUUGUGACUUCCCCAAAAGAAUUACAGUGUAUAGUUUGAGACCUUGCUUGACAUAUCUCAAGAUCGGCUGUUUUGGCACAAAUACAUUUCGAUUCUUUAUUUGGCCUCUAAAUUUAUGCUAAUGUACAUUCCUGUCAGAUAUUAAUAUAUAUAUGUUUAUGUUUGUCUAACUAACAACAUAAGUUUGAUGGAUUUACUGUGUAAAAUCUGUUCCAAGACAUUCUGUACUUAAUUUUCCCAACUUCUUGUUGUGAUCAAUUCAUAUGGUUAUUCACGUAUCAUUUUUUUUUUCUACUAAAUCUUAAUAUAAACUGUUGUUUAUAUUUCUCUAUUCUCUCUAUAGAUCAAGUUCCAUCAUUACAAUCUAUUUCAAGACUGACUAUUUUUUCUUUAUUACGCUCUGCUAAAUUGUCACCAGUUAAAGAACUUUAUUUACCAAAUAUUUUAAAAGAUUAUCUUUCAUUUCGUCAUUUUCAUUUUGUAACUGAGUAAAUAAUACCGAACAAAUCGAUCCGACCUACCCCAUCUAUCUAUCUAUCUAUCCCUGUGACAAUGACAAUCAUACUGUUAACAUCGUUUGUGUUGAUGUCAUGUUUUACUUUGUUUGUUUUUUUGUUGUUGCUUCAUUUUAUAACUUGUUAAUUUGUUAUAUUUUGACUGAAUUGUGAGGUGUUUUAUAAUGAGUCUUUCAUGUUAUCUCUUCCUAAGCAAUAAUAUUUCCAGUAGUAGUUUCAGUUAUUAUCAUCACUAUUAUUAUUUUCGUUUUAUAUGUGAUUCAUUUGAUUAAUUUUGUUUCAUUCUUCCAUUGUAUUUGGCUAAGAGACAAAAAACCAUUUGGUUUUAUACUCUACAUAGUGUAAAUGUUACUUACGGUUCUAGUUGUACAUGUGUGUGUGUGUGUGUUUGUAUGUGAUAGUAGUAAGUAUUUAUGUUGCUCAUUUCUCUUUUCAUCAUUCAUGACAAUUUUGUUUUCUCUAAAUGACUAUUUUGAUUUAUUCGAAGUGAUUUCUUUCUGUUUUAUUGUUGUUGUUGUUGCUUUUUCUAUUGUGUGUGUGUGUGUAUGUGUUGGGUCCAAAGAAGAGUUGAUUAUUUUCAUACUUCAUUAUAUUGAUUUAAUUUAAUUUGUUAGUUUGUGCUUAUGUAUGAGUUGAUCCGACUUUUGAUAUCCAUAUUAAAGUUGUUGUCAUUAACUUUUGAAGUAAUAAAAAAGUUGGUGGUAAGAUUCUUAUUUAUUUAUAUUUAUUUUAACACAUAGAUAUUGGUACAAAGAGGCACCAAAUACAUAUGCGCCACACAAAUCUCAUUCGAUAUGUGUGAGGGCUGUGAUACUGCUUGGGUGCCCAAACCGAAGCAGGUGGUGUUUUUAGGGGGUCACACCCCGAGCCUUCGACCUGAAGGUCUGAUCCACAAGGCAGUGGAGCAUCGUAAGGAGAUGAAGUCCCAUGGAAGCCGGUGACCAACAAUUACUUCAUACGCCAUUUGUUUCUUUAGGAUACUGGAGCCCAUGUGCACCAUUGAUUUGAAAUCCGGUUAAAGCGCCGGACAUUCUUCUCAUUUUCGUAAACAACACUUCCGCCACGAGAAGGCAAUGAGUAGUACUUCCCUGGCAGAGGCUAUAUACACGUGGCCAUGUGAGAGCAUUUGGAGAGGGAGAGUGGACUCUCCGCACUCUCGGCCGUACCUGGGCAUUUGGGGGCGAUGGUAAGAUUCACUUGAAUAUAUCAAAUAAUGUUCUUUAUUUACUACAUAUGAAUUUUGGGCACCACAAAGAUAUAUAUAUCAUACAAAUAGAGAGAUGAUAUUGUGAAGAACUAAGAGAUGGAUGUAUAAGAGUACAGUCAAAGAAGUAAGUAAACAAAAAUGGUGUAUGAUAUAAGAUACAGUUCAUUUAGAUGAGCGUCUUUCACUUAAGGGAGUUCUCAUUUAUAAUGAAAAUGUAAAAUAUAACCACAUUAAGAUUAAUACUGAGUCUUUUUUAGCCUAUUUCAUUUAACAUCUGCACCAAUUAACCGAUUUAUUUACACUGACCUUAAGCAGACAGUCUUCAUUUACUAACAUGGCUCAAACCAACAGUCAGUUACCAAAUGGACUCGUACAGUGUUUUGCUUACGCCACACUUGAAGCUUUUUAUUUCAACAUAAAUUUUGUGGCGUUGUACGAUUUUCAUUCAAUGACGGUGAAAUUGUUUUCUGGUUAGACGGUUCAUUCAUGAAGACUUCAUUGUCUUUCUAGUCAUCAAAAAAAUCUUCAUGUAGAAGUGAGAGUUAUCAUAAUUCCUCCACAACUGACUAACAGUUUAUUUUAUCAACAUUGAAUUCGAUUAACUGCUGUCGAACUUGAUUAUCUCCUACCUUGACUUGGUUCAUGGCGUUUUAAUCGUUUAUGGUUUUUCUAAUUGGUUGAUAAUCUAAGUGUGACUCGGAUGUCUAUCAAAUGUUGAUUGACUUGAAUGAUAAGCCUUUCAAAAAUCUCUGGUCAAUUUUGUCACUCUUCAAAUGUCCAUUGUUUUCUAGCUCAAUACAAUCUCAAGCUUUUCGUGAUGUUAACGUCUACAAAAGGCUAUGAAAGCUUUACGAUUAAAUCAUCCAGCUCAAAGCAUGGAACUCCACCAAAAUUAUUCACCUAAACUACACCAUCUUACUAAACAUUAUCCCAUAUGAGUUGGUCGGAUUAUUUUUAUAGACACCAUUUGCUUAAUGCGACCUACAUGAAAGAAAUCCAUACCUGAAUUUUGACCAGAAAAAAAUCGAUUCGGACUUCUACUUUAUGACUUGUUUUACUACUCAACUUAACAUCUCACCCGCAGCAGUAAAUUCCAAACCACAAUUUAUAUUACUAGUAAGUAGCUCAAAUAUUCCUAAACAAUUUAUCCGGAAUUCAUCUGGAAUGAUCACUUCUCGUAGUAAACCGUUAAGUCAAUCAGUCGUAAAUAGUAAGUGUUAAUUUGGUGUGUUGGUCAAACGUUUUGCUUGAAAUUUAAAAAUAUUCGAACUUCAGAAUUUUACAGCCUAGAUACUACAAAGUAUAUGACUUCAUUUGGAUAGAUGAUGUAUUAGCGUUUGAAGCAAUAGGUUUCUAGGUUCGAGUCUCAAAUAUAAACAUCAACAUUAGGAUACAGGUACCAUCCAGCUAAGGAGUUCAGAAUAGAAUGUAACACACUAUGGAUUUGAAUAUUAACUGCUACUGCUAUUAACUGCCAUUCAUGAACUAGUUAUGAACUUUUCAAAAAAACAAUCGUUCGCUCUUAUAUUCUUUGUCCUUAAAUAGUUUGACUGAAAUACUGAUAGUGUUAAUUGAUGAUGAUUAUUUUCGAGAACUAUAAACUGUAGUUAUGUAAGUAUUGAAAUUUCUAAAAAUUCCAUCUUUAAAUAAACCUAUGGUAUCAGAUGAAGUGAUUACUGCUACCAUCCUUAUCGUUAUUAUUUGUAUCUUGAACGAUCUGUUCAAAUUACAUUAAUCAGGUUAAUUAUGUUUUUUUUCCUUAAAAAAACAAUGGUAGUUUUACUUAUAUAUUGGAUGAGAUGACUUCUGAUUUUACAAAUACUUAAUAGAUUUUUGAUUGUUUAAUAAAUGUAACAUACAGUGUGGGAACUUUUUGGGUGAUAAUUGUAACCAGUUGAGCUAAUCAGUGUCGGGUAGAAACAGGCGUCUACCUCAGUAAAAUGGAAGAUGGUCGCGCGACUUCGUGAAUUAGUUGAUGUUAGAUAUUAACACCAUUGGAUGCCGGCUCAGUGGUCGAGUAGGUUAAACGUUCGCGCGCGAGACUGAAGGCCCUGCGUUCGAAUUCCGCAAGCGGGAUCGUAGGUGCGCACUGUCGUAAAGUCCCACAAUAGGACGAAACGGCCGUCCAGUGCUUCCAGGUUUUCAGUGGUGUUCUAACAUCAGUCGGUUCAUGAUCUUAAUCAAGAAGAUAAUUAUUUUGUUUGUCAUGUAAUAUAAAUCCUAUAGAUUUUUUUGAGUCUUAAUGCAUUACCGACUUGAUAUUAGGUAGUUGGAGUCAAUCGAUUAGAAGCUCCAUACUAAACCUUACUUUUAUUUAGCACAUAGUCUUACAGAUCAUUCGCGGCUAGAAUAGCUCUGUUGUAAUAUCUUUAACUGUGAAAUCAGAUGGUGUAGAUUAAACUUUUACAGAGAUUAUCUUUUAGCUCAAUGUUUUAAGUACAUCUUAUAUUGAUUAAAAAUCAAUAUAAUUAGUUCUGUAUAUUGUAAUCCAUUCUAGAUAGGCUUUGAAGUACUUGACUCGUAUUGAUUCUAUAUUUAGUCAUAUUGGUAAUACUUACUUAUUGAUUAGAUUUAUAACAGUAAAAAUAACACAAAUAACUAGAUCAUCCAUUUUAUAUCCUUUACUACUUGCUUUGUAGUAUAAUUAAACAGCUCUUUUCUAUGUUAAGUAAGCGCUAAUGACUAAAAAAU